Molecule: messenger RNA, 1116 nt
Organism: Capronia epimyces CBS 606.96
Lineage: Eukaryota; Fungi; Ascomycota; Eurotiomycetes; Chaetothyriales; Herpotrichiellaceae
Exons: 1
Coding region: 1-1116 (371 amino acids)
Source: RefSeq, a predicted model, not a curated record
AUGCUCGCCCAUCCCGACUGGGUGGCCGCCAAUCUCUUACAGUGCACAGCUGGUACAGUACAGAGUGUCACUGUCAUUCCUGCUGUGUCGCACCCAACGCCAAUGGGGCCAAUGAUCUGCUCAAGUGGCAUUUAUGCACACCACCCACCUCCUCCCAUCCUCGCUGCAUUGGUGCUGGUGCUGCUCGCAUGCAAGACGGCUGCAACCACGGCAUACCAGCCUGUGACAGUGACAGCGGAAGCAGCAGAGACGGACUGCGGCUUUCAAGGAGACGGUGACACGUAUGGGCUGGGGGUGCGACUGGGAGCCUACAUCCAAUGGCUGACCAGCAUCCUUGCAUACAAUCUUUCCGAGGAAGAGGCCGCUGCCAUGCGGGGCGUCAACACUUCGUUCCAAAUCGCCAUGCUUGCCGGCCUAUUGGUCAUCACCGUGCAGCGAGGCAGCUCCCUUUACGCAGCUGAGGCAUAUGUCGUCCUGUUGUUCGCCUUGGGAGGAAUCUGCUCGGCCGCCACUUCGCCCUGGAAGCCCAAAAAAAGAGAUCGCUUUGGUGGUAUGUCACGACUAGCCCCUUCCAACGUCGGGGCCCUGAUCCGAAUCAGCUUGGGAACCACACUGUGCGCGUAUGGGCUGUGGUACAGUUUCCAAGGCCUUGACCACAUGCGGCAGAACAGGUGCAGCAGGUUCGCUUUCAUCUUUGCCCGCGUCAGCCUGUAUGGCUGGACACGUACUUUGCUGAAAGUUGUCUUCACCCUCGGUUCACUGGCCGCUCUGGUCCUCGUGGCCAACAAUGUCCUGGUGGUGAUCCUGGACUGCUAUGAGUGGUUGCAAAAUUGGACCAAUGCCGAUGAUGAUGACCAGUCGACCGCAGAUGCCGAGAUCAAUCAACCCUCAUGGGUCACCGCGUCGAUCUCGCUUCUAGGUCUUGGCCUCCUCGUCGUUGCCGUGGAAUUGACUUUGGCAUGGAACCAUGUUCGCGGCGUAUACUCAUGCGGUUCGACUGGCCAACUGUUCCCACUUGUUGUGGGAUGCAGUGGACUCUUGAGACUGGUGUACAAGCUUGUUUCCGACUUCAUUCAUGGUUCCCUGAAGUUUGGUCACGCUGCUGCCGAGAGUUGA